Messenger RNA from Poecilia latipinna (sailfin molly), 2667 nucleotides. RefSeq names its product ArfGAP with FG repeats 1a (gene agfg1a). Bases 189 to 1763 code for a protein of 524 amino acids. The record is from RefSeq and is a predicted model, not a curated record. The transcript has 12 exons. Lineage: Eukaryota; Metazoa; Chordata; Actinopteri; Cyprinodontiformes; Poeciliidae. Gene Ontology annotation, molecular function: GTPase activator activity. Gene Ontology annotation, biological process: intermediate filament organization; acrosome assembly; spermatid nucleus differentiation. Gene Ontology annotation, cellular component: cytoplasm; cytoplasmic vesicle; membrane.
CUUGUCUCCUCUGAUGUGCAUCCUGGAACUCCUUGCUGGAGGAGACGCCAGGCCGCCCCUGACAACAGAGCCGCCCCUAUCUGCCGUUAGCAGCGAGUCGGCAGCCGUUAAACAGCACAGCCCUUUGUUUUAGUUGUAGCUGACCCCUCAGCCUCUCAUUUAAUUACCCGUGUUGAGUAUCUUUCACCAUGGCGGCGAGCGCGAAACGAAAACAGGAGGAGAAACAUCUGAAGAUGCUGAGAGAAAUGACGAGUUUGCCUCCCAAUAGAAAGUGCUUUGACUGCGAUCAGCGCGGCCCAACCUAUGCCAACAUGACUGUGGGUUCUUUCGUGUGUACCUCCUGCUCUGGCAUCUUACGAGGACUGAACCCACCCCACAGAGUUAAGUCUAUCUCCAUGACAACAUUCACGCAACAGGAAAUCGAGUUCCUACAGAAACAUGGCAAUGAGGUAUGUAAACGGAUCUGGCUCGGUCUUUAUGACGACAGAACCUCAUCAGUGCCAGACUUCAGAGAACCACAGAAAGUCAAGGAGUUCCUUCAAGAGAAAUAUGAGAAGAAGAGAUGGUAUGUGCCUCCUGAACAAGCCAAGGUUGUGGCAUCGGUCCAUGCUUCCAUCUCUGGUUCCUCAAACAGCAGCACCAACAGCACCCCAGAGGUCAGACCGCUUAAAUCGCUGCUGGGGGAUUCGGCCCCCAGUCUGCACCUGACUAAGAAUACCCCACCAAAUCAGUCUCCGGUAGUGAGCCGUGGGCAACACCAUCAACAGCAGUUCCAUGAAAAAAAGUUUGACCUCCUCAGUGACUUGGGUGGAGACAUCUUUGCAGCCCCGACCAAUGUGAACUCAGCCCCCGGCUCCGGCUUUGCUAACUUUGCACAUUUCAACAGCCACACAACACCUGCAGCAGCACAGAAUGUCAGCGCAGGGGCAGGAUUUGCAAAUUUCGAUGCGUUUGGGAACACCCCAGCACCACAAGCGUCAUUUCAGCCUCCAAAUACAGCGUUCGCUGUGCUUUCAUCCAGCCGCAGUGUGGGUGAGUUUACCGCUGCUCUGCCUCUCCAGAGUUCACACAGUAGCGCCUCAGGGGGACUAGCAAAUGCCAAUUUUGCAAAUUUUGACAACUUCCCCAAAUCGUGUAGUGCUGACUUUGGAUCCUUCAGUUCCUCCUCCCAGAGUAACUCCACGAGAGCUGACAGAGACGUUGUACAGAGUACUAACGUUCCCAUCGAUAGAUACGCAGCCCUGGCUGACCUGGAUAACAUGUUUAGCUCUGCCAAAACAGAGGAAGGGGGUGGUAUUGCUGGAGGCGUGAGCUCUGCUGCUGCUGCAGCCUCAGCAGGAGUUGCCGGUUUGCCUCAGAAGCAGUCAGCAGGCAUUGCUGCAGGCGACCGUUACGCUGCUCUAGCGGAGCUCGAUACCGUCUUCAGCUCCUCAGCACCUGCCACCAGUGUUUACAACACCUCUAGCACUUCCCAAGGUAAUGUCUUUGGCUCAGAGACGGUUGUCUCAGCGCAAGCACAGCAAGCGAUGCCCGGUAUGCCUCAGGGUUUUGGAGCAGCACCAUCAACCAACCCGUUUGUAGCUGCUGGAGUCGCCCCUGCAGCAGCUCCCACCAACCCAUUCCAGUGCAACGGCAGAGCGGCGAAUAUGGCAGCUGCAGCGGGUGGUAAUUUAGCAAAGAUGCAGACCCAAGAAGGGAAUGUAUUUUAUAAAAACAAGAGGCCUCGCAGCACCCCUCUGUGUCUCAGCUCUUUUAACUCUUAACAGGUGAUAUUUAAAAUAUCCGAUGCGUGAAACACACAUUUUUAGAGCUUACAGAUGUUUGAAAUCCACUUUUAAGGCUUCAGCAGUCAAAUCAGUUUAGAACUGAGGACUCUGUUAAAGCUCAGCCUGCUGUCGUGAUCUCGCAGUGAUAAUAUAAGAAUAUAAAUAGUAUAAUAAUAAUUACCAAAUAUGGAAAAACUGAUGCACUGACUACAGUAGUUGAAUGAAGAAUGUUGCUGGGAGCCAAAUCCAAUGGCCAUAGCUGCAAAUCAAAUGCUUUUAAAAACGUACUCUCAGAGCAGCAAAUGACCAAAAUGUUUGCACACCGAUUUAGAUUUUAGAAAGUAUGUUGUGGCUAGAGGAGGAGUGAGUCUGUUGAAUGCAGAGAGCAGUUUCAGAGUUUCUUACUGGCAUUGAUUGCAUCAUUGUAAAAGCAGUUUUGGCAGAUCUGAUACGGGAUUUGAAGUAGGGCUAGAGGAAGCGAUGACCCAUGAGAGCACCAGGAUUGCUGGGUUUGAUCAAUUUUUUUUUUCUUAGCAGUUCAAAGAUCGCUACACUUUCUGAGGCAAUUGUCAAGAGCCGGCUGGGACAUAGCAGCCUGCAUUUUGAUAUCGGUUCAGAAAGGCUUUAGAUGUCUGAUUGAUUUUAGUGUCACGAAGUCUGUGAGAUGGAUAUUGUGGGUAGCAUUGAGUUCUUUAUUUUCAGUGACUUUUAGGUGACAGCUAAAUCUUUCUGAUGACUUAUCCACAGCCGAGAACCAAAUUUGACAGAGAAUCUCUUUAGGACAUCGUAAAGAUGACGGAGGACAGACGAUGUCCUCACAAGCCGACAGAUUUUGAGAGUAAAUGAUUUUUCUGCAUACCGUUUGCGCGUUGUUGUAGCUCAUGAGCAUGCUCGCGUGUCC